AUGAACAAUGUGAACGAGUUGGCCAAGGACAAGAAGCAGGACACACUGUUCGGGCCCAACAUCGGGAUCGUCAGUCCCGGCCCUGACUGGGCUUCUAAAGUCGCUGAGAAAGCGAAGACGGAUGAGCUCACGCCAGAGAUAGUAAAGAACUGGAUUGAGAAAAGCAAGGAGGCGAUCCAACCGACGACGACACUUCAAGCCUUGGUUAAUCUCAAACGCCCCACUUUAAAGCUCUCGCCAUUGGAGCUGAAUCCAUCCGACGACCCUUCCCACCCGGAUUCCCACCACCACCAUGCCCUUGAGUUCGAGUACGACUGCGAUGCGCCCAAAUGCGGUAUUUACGUUGAUGUCAUCUUAUCCCCUGAGCAGAAACCCGACGAUGCUACUUCCCGUCUGACGGUCUUCGAUUCUACUUUCGAGGGGGGAUUCGGCAGGCUUCUGAAGCUAGAGGACGGAGCAACGCUCGAGCUCGGACGGUUCGAGCAUCGCACCGGUGCAUCGGAGAUGUCAGAGCCGUCGCAGGACGUCGCCAAGCCAACAAUCCCACCCACUAUUCCUGAACAACAGCCUACCAAUUCGACAACGACAUCGGAGCCUGCUCCGGACGCCCGACAUGAACGCAAACGGCGUUUUACGGGAAUUCAUUUCCGGAAACGCACACACGGGGGCUCGGUUUCCGGGCCUGCGCUGACAGUAAUGGACGUCGAGGCGAACUCUCCGGCUAGUGAGACGACGGAGAAAGCGGUGUCAGAAUCCAAGGAGAGCGAGGAAGGGGUGAGGGUGCUCAUCAGGUUGGUCGCUCUUGAUGAGCAAGGUAUCGAACUCAGCUCGGCAAACGAGCAGAGCACAUACCUGCACGUAGUGCGACUGGGGGCAGCAACACCGAGUGACCAGGACGAUACCAGGCCUUGGGUUGUGAAGGUAGUCAAACGGGAAGCUACUAUCGGGCCGCAUACAUUCCACCUGCAAGAGAUCUACGGCCUCUCUUCCUCGUCUUCUCACAACACCACGCCUCCAGUACCCGCACUACCGUCCCCGACCUUGACGCAGACCCAUACUUAUCCGCCGAUUGCCCCUCCCGUACCCACGCACGAAGAUGAGCCUUCAUCGGAGUGUCUGUUAUGUCUGAGCUCGCCUCGGGAAGUCGUCCUGUUGCCGUGCAGACAUCUGGUCGCGUGCAAGGAAUGUGCCGUGAACAUGAUUGAGUUUGGCGCUGGAGGAACCAUCACGCAUUCCGAAUCCGACCCGGCUUCAGAGUCUGCACCAGCUGGUGGGGAGGCUAAUGCGGCUGCUGAGGGCGCAGCUGAUGGCACGGAUGCCAACGUCACUGUCACCGGUAGUGAAGGGGCUGCGAACGGUGAACCAGUGGAGGGUGCGGCGCCAGCGCCUGUCCCUAUUGCUGUCCAGCCUAUUGCCCCUGUCCCGCAGAAUCCGCGCAGGAAGCGUCGCGCCAAAGGAUGGUUCUGUCCUGUAUGUCGCCAGCCAUACACGUCUCUUCUUCGCAUCACCACCACGCCGCCUGCUUCGUCCGAUAAGUAUGGAAAGCGAGCAUCCACUUCCACUGACGGCGGACACCCUCUGGAAUUUGGCUCCUCCGCACCUGCUCCCGCUUCCCCGCCCGCCGCGAUCGUGGAGAGUCCAUCAUCGAGAGGGUUCCCUCGGCCUUCGUUCUUGAGGGGAUUGUCCCGUAAUGCGUCCGCGAGAGCCGAGGCCUCGCCCGUCUAAACCUCUGCUAGGGAGCUGGUAUGUGUAUGAUUAAUAUGGACUGGUGCCGUCGAACGGUUAGUUUCACGUGUUCAAUAUUGUGUGUAUAUCUUGUUGUUUUACUGUGUGACCCUGUAUUGUUCCGCUUCCAUCGAGUUCUUGAUCUCCCGUUCCUCUGUGCUACCUCAUCUCUGUGUCCACAUAAUUGUGAUCGAUCGAUCCGCCCGUUCUCUCUUGCCACAGCUGAUGCUCGCUCUUGUCACGACCCCUUUCCUUCACGAACUGCUCGAUUUGUCCGCUGUAAGUCUAUUGUUGACCGUUUGUUUUGUCUCGUUUAUCUCCCGAGUCUCAGCUAGUACGCGUAGCAACCCUGAGAUCUUCGUUU
Messenger RNA from Heterobasidion irregulare TC 32-1, 2089 nucleotides. RefSeq lists its product as uncharacterized. Lineage: Eukaryota; Fungi; Basidiomycota; Agaricomycetes; Russulales; Bondarzewiaceae. Gene Ontology annotation, biological process: protein ubiquitination. Bases 1 to 1725 code for a protein of 574 amino acids. The record is from RefSeq and is a predicted model, not a curated record. Gene Ontology annotation, cellular component: cytoplasm. Gene Ontology annotation, molecular function: ubiquitin protein ligase activity. The transcript has 4 exons.